UUACGGAUAAACCGUAAUAAAAAAGUUUUAGUACAAGGUGUGUACAAAAUAAACUUAGAACGUAGUUAUUAAAUAACUUUCCUAAGUAUUGUGAGUUUUGUGAAUUAUAAAAAUUUGAUACGACAAUAUAUCAACAAACCAUAUAAAGCUAUGCCAAACCAGUAUGUCCUCGAAAGUGGAAUCAGAGAACAAAAUGCCUGCCAAAAAUGUAAUAUCUAAAUGGCUUCGAGCGAAACAAGGAAAACAUAAACACUCACCAUGGCGCUAGCAAGCGAAUAACCUUUGGGAAAAUAUGAAUGCGACCGAUCCGGAAAUACUGGUGGCAAAAGGCCAACUUUACAAUUUGCACAGAGGACCCGAAUACUCGCUAGAUCCCUCAGGAGCGGCGUACAAUGCUGUCCUUGAACUGAACGCAUCUUAUGAAAACAUUUCUGCAUACAACAUUAGCGAUGAAUCCAAACAGCCUUGGGAUGAAUACAUUAUUCUGCUUCAAGAUCGAGCGCUCCUCGUGACUUUCCUGCUAUUAUUCUCUCUGACAACAGUUUUCGGAAACAUGUUAGUCAUCUUAGCUGUUAUACGAGAACGAUACCUACAUACGUCAACGAACUAUUUUGUGACAUCUCUGGCGGUAGCUGACUGCCUUGUAGGUCUAGUUGUGAUGCCUUUCUCCGCGCUUUACGAAGUUCUAGAACACACUUGGUUCUUUGGAAUGGAUUGGUGUGACGUGUGGCGAUCUUUAGACGUUUUAUUUAGUACUGCAUCUAUACUCAAUCUGUGUGUUAUAUCGUUAGACCGUUAUUGGGCUAUAACGGACCCUAUUACAUAUCCUAUGCGGAUGAGCGGACGGAAGGCUGCAUUCCUUAUAGCGGCCGUUUGGGUGUGUUCCGGCGCUAUAUCCUUUCCUGCAAUUGCGUGGUGGCGGGCCGUCCGCUCAGAAGAAGUUCCGGACUAUAAAUGCCCUUUUACGGAAAACUUAGAAUACAUAAUAUUUUCAUCGACAAUAUCGUUUUACUUGCCGCUAUUUGUGAUGGUGUUUACGUAUUACCGUAUAUAUCGUGCAGCGACUAUACAGACGCGUUCGUUAAAAAUUGGUACGAAACAAGUGAUGCGGCCCAGUGGUGAGUUAGAAUUGACUUUGCGGAUCCACAGAGGUGGAACUAUGAGACAGAGAAGUGAUGUGUGUCACGGUGCGUGUACUCCAGAGGAGCCUGACCAGGAGCCUCUCACCGCGUUACAAAAUAAUGGCUUGUCGCGAUCGUCGACACGCUUAACGAAUGUAACACAUAAUAAACAUUUACCGAAAAACUUUUCGCUGCCCCGCAAACUCGCGAAGUUUGCGAAAGAGAAGAAGGCGGCAAAGACUUUAGGUAUUGUAAUGGGUGUGUUCAUAGUGUGUUGGCUGCCUUUUUUUGUAGUGAACUUAUUAUCGGGUUUUUGUUCGUCGUGUAUAGCACACGAAGAGAUUGUGAACGUGGUGGUCACGUGGCUGGGUUGGGUCAACUCCUCCAUGAAUCCCGUCAUUUAUGCCUGUUGGAGUCGAGACUUCAGAAGGGCAUUUCUAAGAAUACUCUGUGUGUGCUGCCCACGAAAGCUAAGGAGAAAAUACCAGCCACAAUUACGCUUCAAGCAAUCUCAGUACCCCGUGACGACAAUGAUGUACUCCUCCGUAUCACAGCACGAGAUGUGUCGAUUGUGACAGCAGGCCAGGACGGGCACCUGCAGACCCCGGACCAGGUGCUCUUGAUGCAGGGAGCGCCGCUCCAUGCGACGGAACGGCGACCGAACCUAUAGAUCUGACCAAAACAAUUUCGACCCCAUACACUACGUAUAUCCAGACUCAGAAUCCGUGAGUGAAGUGAGCCUUGAUAGUGAGAGCCGCAACCAAUCCUUUAAACGGAAAAUGAGCAAGCAUGUGACGUACGCGAAAGCUGAGAUCUCAAGUUAACUGUUAGAUUUUUGCGCAAUUUUCAAGUGAUCGUACGUA
Molecule: messenger RNA, 1984 nt
Organism: Colias croceus (clouded yellow)
Lineage: Eukaryota; Metazoa; Arthropoda; Insecta; Lepidoptera; Pieridae
Gene: Dopr2
Product: dopamine receptor 2-like
Exons: 4
Coding region: 293-1696 (467 amino acids)
Biological process (GO): adenylate cyclase-activating adrenergic receptor signaling pathway
Cellular component (GO): membrane
Molecular function (GO): G protein-coupled receptor activity
Source: RefSeq, a predicted model, not a curated record